Momordica charantia (bitter melon) is the source of this 953-nucleotide messenger RNA. Its product is annotated as Remorin family protein. Lineage: Eukaryota; Viridiplantae; Streptophyta; Magnoliopsida; Cucurbitales; Cucurbitaceae. The record is from RefSeq and is a predicted model, not a curated record.
GGUUGUGUCAACUCAUAAUCAUCCAGCUAAGUUUGUUCUUUCUUUGUUUCUUUAUUUCAAGUUUUUAAGUACCAACUCCUCACAGUUCACCGUUGCCUUCUUCUUUCUCCCAACUCCCAACUAUAAUAUCUCAACCACCUCUCUCUCUCUCUCUCUCUCUCUCUCUAUUUCAAUUUCCCACUUUUAACCCAGAAAUGGCCGCUCAGGGAGAAUCUGAAUCCUCGUCAAAGCCUCCACCGCUGCCUGCGGCGGAGCCGGUUGAGGAGCCGUCCAAAGAUGUGGCGGAGGAGAAAUCAAUCAUCCCACGAACCCCACCGGAGGAGAUGGAGAAUCCGGCCGAUCACUCCAAAGCUCUGGCUGUCGUUGAAAAGACUCCAGAAAAAGCAGAGCAGAAAGAGAAAGACAAUGGAGGCUCAAUUAAUAGAGAUGCUGUGCUAGCCAGAGUGGCAACAGAGAAGAGAUUGUCACUCAUCAAAGCUUGGGAAGAGAGUGAAAAAUCAAAGGCAGAGAACAGAGCACACAAAAAGCUAUCAGAAAUUGGGUCAUGGGAGAACAGCAAGAAAGCAGCUGUGGAGGCUGAGCUGAAACAGAUUGAGGAAAAAUUGGAGAAGAAGAAAGCAGAGUAUAUAGAGAAAAUGAAGAACAAAAUAGCUGAGAUCCACAAAUCAGCAGAGGAAAAGAAGGCCAUUAUUGAAGCCAUACGUGGAGAAGACAUGCUCAAGGCAGAGGAAACUGCAGCAAAAUGGAGAGCCACUGGAACUGCUCCAAACAAGCUCCUUGGUUGUUUCUGAAGCAAUUUCUCUCUGUGAAAUUGCUAGUUUGAUUAUUAAUUUAUGUUGAUUAUGGUGGGAUUUGCUUUGUAUACUUGUUUCUUUUGGAUCAUUAUAUAUCUGUAAUUUCUUAAUUUUAGAAUUGGAAGUUAAUGAGGAGAUUAAAGCUGGUUUUUUCUUUGA